Abrus precatorius (Indian licorice) is the source of this 1834-nucleotide messenger RNA. Its product is annotated as heparan-alpha-glucosaminide N-acetyltransferase. Lineage: Eukaryota; Viridiplantae; Streptophyta; Magnoliopsida; Fabales; Fabaceae. The record is from RefSeq and is a predicted model, not a curated record. The transcript is spliced from 13 exons. Bases 220 to 1620 code for a protein of 466 amino acids.
CCACUGAUUUAUUGAUAAUGAUGUUCCAAGAAACAGGAAUCGAACCAUUAUUCUAUUUUGUGAAAAGAUACGAAUAAUAUCAUCAUAUAUUAUAUAUUAAUUAAGAACAGGUUGUCGUGCACAACUCAGUUGGAGUGACACUGGAUCUUCUGAACUAAACAACUCAUAUAUAUUCUUACCAUUAUUCUCUCUCCCCUGGAAGUUCAGAGUUUGGGAAGCAUGGCUGAAAAUGAAAUCAAAGGAGACCACAGCCUCUAUGUUUCGGAAGCGCUUCCUCUUUCCGACAAAAGGCUGCCUAAACCAAAGCGCGUUGCGUCUCUUGACAUCUUUCGAGGUCUCACUGUUGCGUUAAUGAUCUUCGUUGAUGAUGCUGGAGGGGAAUGGCCAAUGAUUGGUCAUGCUCCAUGGAAUGGCUGCAAUCUUGCUGAUUUUGUUAUGCCUUUCUUUUUGUUCAUUGUGGGGAUGGCCAUUCCGCUUGCUCUGAAGAGGAUACCAAAUAAACUUGUAGCAGUGAAAAAGGUGCUAGUGAGAACCCUCAAACUCCUCUUCUGGGGUUUGCUCUUGCAAGGUGGUUUCUCACAUGCUCCGGACAAUCUAACAUAUGGAGUUGACAUGAAACACAUAAGGUGGUGUGGCAUUCUUCAGAGAAUUGCUCUAGCAUAUUUGGUUGUAUCACUGGUAGAGAUAUUUUCAAAAAGGGCACAAGCUAGAGAUCUGGAACCCACCCAACUCUCAAUAUUCAAGUUGUACUUUUGGCAUUGGGUGGUGGGGGCAUGUAUACUUACUCUGUACAUGGCUGUACUUUAUGGAAUUUAUGUUCCAGACUGGCAAUUCACUGUCCAUAACCCGGAUAGCAUGUAUAAUGGCACAACUUUCACGGUAACCUGUGGUGUCAGAGGGAAACUUGAUCCCCCUUGUAAUGCUGUGGGAUAUAUUGACAGAGGUGUGCUUGGAAUUAAUCACAUGUACAAGCGUCCAGCAUGGAGGAGAUCUGAAGCUUGCACUGAGAAAUCACCAUAUGAAGGGCCUUUUAAAAAAAAUGCUCCUUCAUGGUGUUACGCUCCUUUUGAGCCAGAAGGAAUUUUAAGCUCAAUAUCUGCUAUUCUCUCCACAAUCAUUGGAUUGCAUUUUGGACAUGUACUCAUACACUUGAAGGAUCAUCCUUCAAGGUUGAAGCACUGGCUUCUCCUGGGCUUAGCUCUCCUUACUUCAGGAAUUAUUCUACACUUCACUCAUGCCAUUCCUUUGAAUAAACAAUUGUACACACUGAGCUAUGUUUGUGUAACAUCUGGAGCAGCGGCAUUACUUUUUUCAGCCUUCUAUAUUAUGGUUGAUAUUUGGGGUUUGAAAUUGUUGUUCAUGCCUUUGAAAUGGAUUGGCAUGAAUGCCAUGCUUGUCUAUGUCAUGGCAGCUGAGGGAAUCUUUGCAGGAUUCAUCAAUGGGUGGUACUAUGAUGACCCUCAUAAUACACUGAUAUAUUGGAUCCAAAAGCAUGUCUUCAUUAACGUUUGGCAUUCAAGGAGAGUUGGCAUCCUUCUGUAUGUGAUCUUCGCAGAGAUCUUAUUUUGGGCCGUCGUAGCUGGCAUUUUGCACCGAUUGGGCCUAUAUUGGAAGCUCUGAAUAUUCAAAAACACCUGCGAACAAAUACUUAUCUACGUGCUAUCUUAAGGUUAAUUUAAAAUAUCUAUAAAUACUAACUUUUAUUAAAAUAAUAUUUAUUGUUCCUUUAGUUAUUUAUCAUCUCUCCUUAGCUUAUGUUAACAUUUUUCGUAUUAUUUUUAACUGUGUGUAUACGUUUUGUUGUUGUAUGUUCAAUCUGAUCAGCAAUUUCGCU